Molecule: messenger RNA, 675 nt
Organism: Knipowitschia caucasica
Lineage: Eukaryota; Metazoa; Chordata; Actinopteri; Gobiiformes; Gobiidae
Source: the annotation of a GenBank genome assembly
AUGGGCCCUUCACUGCGCUAUACGACCCCAGCACACAGCCAUAAACAGAAGGGAUUGUGGGAGAGGAAAGUUACUGUAGCCAGAGCAGAGCCAGAUCAGAGCCAGAGAAGAGCCAGAGAAGAGCCAGAGCAGAGCCAGAGCAGAGUCGGAGCAGAGCCGGAGGAGAACCAGAGCAGAGCAGAGCCAGAGAAGAGCCAGAGAAGAGCCGGAGAAGAGCCAGAGCAGAGCAGAGCCAGAGCAGAGCCAGAGAACAGCCAGAGAAGAGCCAGAGCAGAGCCAGAGCAGAGUCGGAGCAGAGCUGGAGGAGAACCAGAGCAGAGCAGAGCCAGAGAAGAGCCAGAGAAGAGCCGGAGAAGAGCCAGAGCAGAGCCAGAGCAGAGCCAGAGCAGAGCCAGAGAAGAGCCAGAGCAGAGCCAGAGAAGAGCCAGAGAAGAGCCAGAGCAGAGCCAGAGCAGAGCCAGAGCAGACCUAGAGAAGAGCCAGAGAAGAGCCAGAGAAGAGCCAGAGCAGAGCCAGAGCAGAGUCGGAGCAGAGCCGGAGGAGAGCCAGAGCAGAGCAGAGCAGAGCCAGAGAAGAGCCAGAGCAGAGCAGAGUCGGAGCAGAGCCGGAGGAGAACCAGAGCAGAGCCAGAGCCAGAGGAGAGCCAGAGCAGAGCCAAAAGCAAAUGCAAUAUAG